ACUGUCAUGUGAAAGUAUUGUUUUGUCCAAUUUAUACUUUUUCAAUGAUUUCCUUACAUUAUUGCAUUUGGGGCUUGUGCGAAUCGUGGGAGUAUUGUUGCGGCGAUAAUGAAUGCUGUAAGGAGAGUGAUCUUAAUUCUUUACUUGUGACGGCUAUCAUAUUUGGAGCACUAAUUUUCGUCGCACUUUGCUGCGUCUGUUUCUACUGUGGCUCACGUCGGAAUUAUGCACCAUUUCUGAAGAGAUAUCUCAGAAUUAGUUACACAUUAAUGUCUUCGCAGGGAGGAAGUAAAACAAUAAAUCAGGAUACAACAGCUAAAGACUGUGUUGUACAAGUAGAAACAACAAAGGUGUCUUUGUAGUAGGCAUUGUUAUAUCCCAUUUUAUAAAUGCAACGGGAAAAGGACAUGAACUUUUUUAUGCCUUCUGGAACAAUAAAACUUAUGUUGAUAAGUAGUCUAUUGAUAAGGCACUAAAAUGUAUUCCUCAUGACUUUGCAAGAAAAAUAUAUUUUAUAAUGA
This is a messenger RNA of Dufourea novaeangliae, 521 nucleotides long. RefSeq lists its product as uncharacterized. NCBI's taxonomy places the organism in Eukaryota, Metazoa, Arthropoda, Insecta, Hymenoptera, Halictidae. The transcript is spliced from 3 exons. The coding region runs from base 45 to 362 and encodes 105 amino acids. The record is from RefSeq and is a predicted model, not a curated record.